ACUACUUUCUUUAUAAGCAGCAACUCUGGGCCCGAAAUGGCAGUCUCUACUGCCUUGCUACGGCCACAAGAUGGAAAUCUGCAAGGAUUCCUUCAGCCUCCUAUUCUCUCUCUUCUUCCUGUUCCAUUCAGAGGCAGCCUGCCGCCCCUUUGGGAGAAGACCCUACAAGAUGCAGUCUUUUAGAAUCUGGGAUAUUAACCAGAAGACAUUCUACCUGAGGAACAAUCAACUCGUCGCUGGAUACUUGCAAGUGCCAAAUACCAAAUUAGAAGAAAAGAUAGACAUGGUGCCCAUUGACCCUCAUACUGUGUUCUUGGGGAUCCACAAGGGGAAGCUGUGCCUGUCUUGUGUCAAGUCUGGUGAUGACAUCAGUCUCCAGUUGGAGACAGUUAACAUCACAGAACUGAGCAAGAACAAGGAGCAGAACAAGCGCUUCACCUUCAUCCGCUCAAACAGUGGCCCCAUCACCAGUUUCCAGUCGGCCGCCUGCCCGGGCUGGUUUCUCUGUACAGUGGUGGAAGCUGACCAACCUGUCCGCUUUACCAACAACCUGGAAGACUCUGACAUGGUCACCAAGUUCUACUUCCAAGAGGACCAGUAGUACUGCCCAGACCUGCCCUUCCCUACUCCCCAGCCAUCAGUGGCCUUUCCACCUCUGCUCAAGUGGCUCCUGGCUGUCACAGAGAAUCAGGGAGCAACUUUUGCAGGUGGACUUUGGAAAGAGGCCUGAAAACCCUGCUGACAGGAGUCUUCCUCCAGCCUCUCACUGACAGCCUCCAUGCUGCCUCCAGAAAGGUCUUUAUUACAAUGUGCAUAUAGCCCCAGCUCAAAGCUCUUACAUGUUGCCUCUGCCCUGUGAGCGAAAUCCAGACUGCUGCCCAGCCUGAGUUACUCCUGCCACUGCAUCCCACAGUACGCCUGCUGGUUCUAGGUGUCUGUUCCUCUCUUCCCACCUCCCCCUCCUCCCUUGCCCCACUGUCCAUUGCCCACAUCCACUGGGUCACUAGCUGACCCUGCUAAGUGACUCCCAUACAAGGGAGUAUUACCAGCCAGUGCUGGUCCAUGGGGAGGUUUGUUAUUGCUUUUGUUGUAGGUGCUGGGGAUUGAACCCAGGGCCUCAUGCAUGUUAAGUAUGCAUGCAUU
Fukomys damarensis (Damara mole-rat) is the source of this 1143-nucleotide messenger RNA. It is a transcript of the gene Il1rn, whose product is annotated as interleukin 1 receptor antagonist. The record is from RefSeq and is a predicted model, not a curated record. Gene Ontology annotation, molecular function: interleukin-1 receptor binding; cytokine activity; interleukin-1 receptor antagonist activity. The transcript has 4 exons. Lineage: Eukaryota; Metazoa; Chordata; Mammalia; Rodentia; Bathyergidae. Bases 71 to 601 code for a protein of 176 amino acids. Gene Ontology annotation, biological process: inflammatory response to antigenic stimulus; negative regulation of interleukin-1-mediated signaling pathway.